AUGGAUGCCCUGAGUGAGUUCGCUAAGAGAAGUGACCGGCGGAUGUCCGGACACGACAUCAGGACGUACUGUGGCGUGAGUGUGGAGGAGUGCGCCAGGCGGUGUCACACGGACACGGACUACAACUGCCGAUCAUUCGAACAUGACGGAAGUUGCUGCCGUACAAGUGAGGCCAACACAGAAAACGACCCGAGUCAUUACGAAGUCCACAGCGGCACCGACUACUACGAGCUGAAGCCGGGGGCGUGGCUUGACUACUACACCGAGUUCAAAAACCACCGCCUCCGGGACUCAGCCAAUCAGAUCCUCUGUAACAUCAAGCCUGACGACUGCGGACGGAAGUGCAUGCAGGCUACUGACUUUCAGUGCAGGUCCUUCUACUUCGACCGUUCCUUCGGCUGUUGCUACCUGAGUGAGAAGACGCGGUCCUCAGGAUCAUAUGUCUCCUCAAGCUCACAUGACUACCACGAAGUCAAGUCAGGCGUUCUGUCCGACUAUUUCGAGGUCCAGAGACACCACCAACUCGCCAACAACAACGACCUGGUGCUGUGCAGCGUGACUGUCGACGACUGCUACCAACGGUGUCUUCAAGAAACCUCCUUCACCUGCAAGUCUUUCGACUUCACUCACUCUUGGGGAUGUUGCUAUUUGAGCUCCGCUGACCGAACAACUGCAUCCUCAAGUUAUCAGUCCGCCAGCGGAAUUGACUACUACCAAGUAAAGACUGGUUACCGUUGGCGCCCUGACGGACGGUGCGGGCACGGGUACUCGGCAGACCUGGCGAACCCUGCCGAGUGCGACCCCGAUGGAGACUACUGCUGCGUCAGCACCAGGUGCCAGACGGGGACGUGUAGCAGCGGGGCCGAUUAUCGUGGGUGGAACAGAUGCGGUGAGCGAGAGUGCACGUGCUCCACUAGCGACAAGAAAGUGAGCUGCAACAGCCACUCCCUGAGCUACGUUGACUUCUUCGUCCCAAGAAGCACAAGAUAUCUAGAUCUGAGGUCGAACGACCUUCAUGGUGUUCCAGUGUCCACACUGGCCGGACUUGACGAACUCACCACACUAGACUUGUCCGGUAACCACAUCAGCACCUUGCCGUACGGACUCAUGGACGACCUCAGAAGUCUUCAGACACUGAAGCUGAACGGUAACCUGUUUACUAACUUUGCCAUGGGAACAGUUCUGAACAUACCCAGUCUGAGGAACUUCUACCUGUCGUCUAGUACACGCGUCAGGUUCACGUGGUCCUACCAGCCCGAGUCGUUCCCAGGCGUGAGCUGCCCCGGGUCCAACUGUUACUCCUCCUGCGGGGACCCGAGUUACCUGAACGGGCCUCAGGACUGGAGCCGUCUGCAGUCACACCUGGUCAUCAAGAAGCUGUACUUCGACCUGGCGGACCUGUUCUAUUACGUCAGCGACGCCACGCAGUCGGUCACUAUCUACGCUAACACCGUGGUGACGUCGGUUGGCGUAAGCUUCAACUUCGACUUGACCAUCAACGCGCGCGAGUUCUGGACGGAUGACGGCUACCUGUCCUUCAGCCUGCCGAGCGGUCAGCACUCCGGUCCCAUGGUCAGCUGUGGCAAACUGGACGACAACUGGCAGCAAAUCAACAUCAACAUCGGCGGCCGGCUGAAGGUGAACCUGGUAACGAACGAGUCCUACGCGAUGCCGUACCCCUGUAGCCAGACGUCCAGCUCCGCCCUGACCGCCCAAGCCGACAAGGACGUGCUGGGUCUGACUGUCCAGUGUGCACGCAUUCUGGCCGACAGUCAUGACCUGAGCGAUCCGCGCAGCCUGCCCAUGCGCAUGCUGGACUGGACCAUUGCCCAGUCCCGCAGGGGUGGUGCCAUAGGUGUAGUCCAUUCUGACGCCGUGCAAGCAAAGGCACAACUCAAGUUAGCAGGGGCUGGGUACCAUUACGUACCGUACAUGUCCAUGGCUGUGUAUCAGAACAUGCUCAGUAACUACUACAGUCAGAUCAACGUGUACCGUCAGGAGUAUAACCGCCUGAUGGACAGGACUCAGUCCAUUAACAUACGACUGGAGGCCGCACGGGCGCUGUUGUCACGUGUCAAUGACGUCACGACCCUCCAGGCGCAGGACCUGGCCGAUCUGGAGCAGGAGAUCGAGCGCACCAAACAGACCAGGGUCGACAUGAAGGUUCGCUUUGAGGAGUCUAAGGUGGCUCUUGACGACGCACGGCUCGCCUUCGAGGAAGGAAUCGAGCAGUACAAGCAGGAGCAAGCCGCGAAGGCCGCCUUCGGCUUCCUCAGGGCCAUCCUCUCCAUCUUCACGCUGGGAGCUCAGCCUCCGGAAGACGACUCAGUCGCGGACAUCCAAGAACUGAUCGGCGCGGUGGUCGACAUCGCCAACACCAUCAAGAUGCUGUCUGCACUGUUUGACCAACUGGCCGACUUCGACGCGAUUCUCGAUGAAACCAUGGCGGCGGUGGAGGACUUGUCACUGGCGGAGUACGAGGACUACAUCUUGGAUGUCCAACAGGCUGCGGACCUGCACGUGUCGCUGGUGGAGUGGAGUAACCUGAAGGUGGCCGCGGACGUGCUGCUCGGACACGGCAACGUGCAGAAGAUCCGGGGCUCCGGGAAGUACCGGCGCGCGCUGUCGGACACCAGUCAGUGGGGGAAGGCCGUGAGCGAGCAGACCAUCGCCCUGGCACAGAUGAUGGUGCAGUACCAGAGCGGGCAGCGCUGGCUGAAGGCAUCCGAGCGGGAGAGAGACCGCAUCCAGGCGCAAAUCUCUCUUGACGAGAGUCGGAGGGAGAUCAGUCUGGAGACAGAAGCUGCGGCGGGGAUGCAAGCCUUCCAGGUGAAACUGGGCAUGAACAACAUCCUACUGGACUACUGCGGCUCGUACUUCUACUUCCAGUUCCGGCAGUGCGGCAGUAACUACAGACCCAGCCUGAGCGAUGACAUGCUUACUCUGCUACAAAAGAUCAACAACGCCAACCGUGACGCCCAGGCCAGCCUAGGCAGCUUCACCAGAGUGCCACAACCCUUCGACGAUAUUCAGAUCAACCUGUCUGACUCGAUUAACGCCGAUGACUGCCAGGGUAUCGACAGAUGUCCGAUCGACCAGCUGAAACAGACAGGUUCUCUCAGCUUCACCCUGGACAUGAGCGACCCUACCUUCAGCGGCUGGGACCGCGUCAGGAUAGAGAGGAUCCGGGCGUACAUCAGAGGUGCCGACAACACCGGCAGUCACCUGCGUGUGUCCAUCAGUAACAGUGGAGAGUUCCAGGAUCGCUACCAGGGCACGGACUACGAGUUCGCCAGCCUGCCUGUCAAGAGGCGGUUCGAGUACAACCCUAACGGACUUCCUGGGAGUGACAUCAUCGUGGAUGGAGAAGUACAUCAGAGUUUCACGGGUUACUUCUACCAGACCACUCCCUUCACCACCUGGGUCAUCCAGCUGCUGCCCAGCCUGAACCCAGGCCUGGACCUGAGCCGGGUCACACAGGUCGAACUCCACUUCAAGGGCAGUGUGGUGACCAACUACAGGGGUGUGGAGAUCCCAAAGAACCUUGUAAUUAACCUGUGAGGCUCACCCAAGCAGGUCAAACAGAAGCUUACAAUGAUGUCAAAUGAAAGAUAAUAAACUAUGUUGAUA
Molecule: messenger RNA, 3630 nt
Organism: Branchiostoma belcheri (Belcher's lancelet)
Lineage: Eukaryota; Metazoa; Chordata; Leptocardii; Amphioxiformes; Branchiostomatidae
Exons: 23
Coding region: 1-3561 (1186 amino acids)
Molecular function (GO): protein binding
Source: RefSeq, a predicted model, not a curated record